AUGUUUUACUCCGCCGUGACGGCCGAAGCAGAGGCCAAGCGAUUGGCAGAAGCAGGUUUUCAGACAGUGAGGGUGCAGAUCUGCAACAUCAUCAACUUCUUUGAUAUCCAGACCAAGCCGAAGGCUGCACGCAUCAACGCGGCGGUCAUCCGUUUGUUGGAACGGGGCGACGUUUGGAGAGCUCAGCUGCUGCUCAGCCGGGGCGUGGCGAUUGCCUUCAAGAAGCCUCUCUCCUCCCUUCGCACAGGCAGCUGCAUUUUCGACCACUCGUCCGAGCACCAGCUUUAUGGUCAGGUGGCCCGGUAUUUUAUUUCCACCGGACAGUCCUCCACCUGA
Durusdinium trenchii is the source of this 336-nucleotide messenger RNA. The record is from the annotation of a GenBank genome assembly. NCBI's taxonomy places the organism in Eukaryota, Dinophyceae, Suessiales, Symbiodiniaceae.